ACAGUUACAUUAUUAUAUUUAAUUUCCGUACCUAAGUUUAAUCAUGAUGAUACUCGUGUUUUAAUGUUCAAUACUUCAAGAGUCUCGUUUUACGCUUGAAGUUACGUAUUAUACGAUUAUUACAUUUGUCCAUUAGACAUAAUCAUUCUGUGAAUAGGUUAGCAUCCUAUUAGUUCUUCUUCCAAUUUUAAGCUCGUGUCAACACCCUAAAGUGUAAAAAAUUGUUGACCGUACUUAUUCAAAUAAUUUUUUCAAAAAUGGUUAAGGCAGUUUGUGUUUUGAAUGGCGAAAAUGUUAAGGGCACCAUUUUUUUUUCACAAAAUGAUGAUAAAGCUCCUGUUGAAGUAACUGGUGAAAUAACUGGUUUAUCAAAAGGCCUUCAUGGAUUUCAUAUCCAUGAAUAUGGUGACAACACUAAUGGGUGCAUGAGUUCAGGUCCACAUUUUAAUCCUUUUGGAAAAACUCAUGGAGCUCCUACUGAUGAAGUAAGACAUGUUGGUGACUUGGGUAAUAUUGAAUCUGCUGGUUCAUCAGUAACAACAGUUAAUAUCAGUGAUUCAGUGAUUUCGCUCACAGGACCUCUCAGCAUUAUAGGUCGUACUUUAGUGGUACAUGCUGACCAAGAUGAUUUAGGCAAAGGAGGUCAUGAAUUAAGUGCAUCUACAGGAAAUGCUGGAGCCAGAAUUGCUUGUGGGGUUAUUGGGAUUACAAAAUAAAUCAUAUAAUUUUAGAAUAUUAUAUUAAAUGUAUUUGAUAGGUGGCAAAAAUCAUAUUAUAUUUAAAUUAAAAAAUCGAGGAAAUUAUAUAUUAAUAAUUGUAGAGAAUUUUGUUUCAACAUA
Messenger RNA from Sipha flava (yellow sugarcane aphid), 839 nucleotides. Its product is annotated as superoxide dismutase [Cu-Zn]-like. Gene Ontology annotation, molecular function: copper ion binding; superoxide dismutase activity. Gene Ontology annotation, biological process: removal of superoxide radicals. Bases 258 to 716 code for a protein of 152 amino acids. Lineage: Eukaryota; Metazoa; Arthropoda; Insecta; Hemiptera; Aphididae. The record is from RefSeq and is a predicted model, not a curated record. The transcript is spliced from 4 exons.